Molecule: messenger RNA, 1655 nt
Organism: Polistes canadensis
Lineage: Eukaryota; Metazoa; Arthropoda; Insecta; Hymenoptera; Vespidae
Product: DNA-directed primase/polymerase protein-like
Exons: 3
Coding region: 111-1484 (457 amino acids)
Biological process (GO): response to UV; replication fork processing; error-prone translesion synthesis
Cellular component (GO): mitochondrial matrix; nucleus
Molecular function (GO): chromatin binding; DNA-directed DNA polymerase activity
Source: RefSeq, a predicted model, not a curated record
GAAUUUAUACAAUUUAACGUUGAUAUAUAUAUAAAUUUUAAUAUUGGCAGUAUUGAUGUGAAAUGUACGGAGAGGGGUUUCUUUAGUUCGUUGCCGCGUUUAUAUUAAAAAUGAACAGAUUCAGUCCAGAACAGUUUUAUGGUAAAAAUAUGGGUACAUUAAAACCCAUUGAUAGUAGAAAGGAAUACAAAAACGAAUUAAGCAUAAAUUACUUAAGGAAAAUGCCUGAUCAUAUUUUGGGUCCAUCACAGUUUUGGGCUGAAUUUUAUAAACAAGCAGAAGCACUUGCUAUAGCUAAUAAAAAUUCUAAUGAUAAUGAAAUGCUCUGUACAUUUGUAUAUCAACAGAAUGAUGGAGUUAGAAAAUUUGUAGUAGCUCAUCCCGAAGUUUAUUGGUGGUAUUAUAAAGAUAGACCUCCUGAAUCAAGAUGUUCUUAUGAGGUUAUACCAGAAGGAGCUCCAUGUUGGUUAUAUGUAGAUUUAGAAUUUCUAUUUGAAUUGAAUCCUAAUAAUAAUGGCUCACGUAUGACUAACACACUCAUUGAUAUUUUGUGUGCAUUUAUGUUAAAAGAAUGGCAUCUACCGUGCAAUAAAUCUAAUAUUAUUAAUUUGGAUUCUACAAAUAAUGAAAAGUUUAGCAGACAUUUAAUAUUUGCUAUUAAGGACGUAGCUUUUAAAAAUAAUUCUCAUGUAGGAAAAUUUAUGAAAUAUGUUUGUAUGGAAAUAACAAAUUAUUUAAAUAGCACAGAAACACAUCAUGACAUUUUAAGUACUUUUUCCAAAAUUCAUAUUGAAGAAUUAAUAAUUAACAUGAAAAAUGGAAGAAAAUUGUUUAUUGACGUUGGGGUUUAUACAAAAAAUAGACAUUUUCGAAUAUACAAAUCCACUAAAUGGGGUAAACAGUCUCAUUUGGAAAUUUCAUCUGAUUGUAAAUUUAUAUUACCAAAAAUGUACAAGGAACCAGAAUUGGAAUAUUUUAUCAAUUCUUUGAUUGCUUAUUUUCCAAAAAAAAAGGAUAUAAUUUUACUUGAAUUUUCCAAUGAUGAGGCACAGGUCAUAAGACACUCUAACAAAGAACAAAGGCAAUGGAUAAACAAUGUAACAAACUAUAAUACAUCAUCACAGUAUCCUGAAAUUGAUAAAUAUAUAUUAGAUAUCAUUAAACCAGGAAAAAUACGUCUAUGUAAAUAUAACGAGCAAUUGAAGACAUUAAUUUAUGAAAUCAUUGGUUACAGGUAUUGUGAAAACAUAGGAAGAUGGCACAAAAGUAAUAAUAUCUAUUUGAUAGUUGACAUAACUAAACAAGUUAUAUAUCAGAAAUGUCACGAUGAAGAGUGUUCUGAUUUUUUAUCUUCUCCAAAAAAGCUACCGGAAGAAAUCAAUUUUCAAUUGGAUUUAGAUGACGAAGUAUUUAUUUCUUGUGCUAUGUUAGCAGAAGAAGCAUGCUUUAAUGACGAAAGUUUUACUGAAAUAACAAGCAUAUGAUUAACGGAUAAAAAUAUAUUGCAUUUUAAAAAUAUUUUUCCAGUAUAUAUGAAUACAAAAAUCAACAUUUGUUUGUUAUAUAUAAUUUUUCAUUCUAAUGUUACUGAGGUAUUAGCAGGUACUAAAGCAAUAAUACUGCCAUAUGAGAUAUCAUUUGGUCUUUCGUAUAUA